Messenger RNA from Fusarium sp. VM40, 1020 nucleotides. The record is from the annotation of a GenBank genome assembly. NCBI's taxonomy places the organism in Eukaryota, Fungi, Ascomycota, Sordariomycetes, Hypocreales, Nectriaceae.
AUGACAGACUCGCCAGUCGAUGUCCCCGAGACAACCACUCGUACAAUAUCAUCAACCUACAUCCCACCAUCCGUCCACGACGCCGCUCUCCUCUCAGGCGCAUCAUUCAGCCACUACUCUGCUGUUCCGACCUCGCUCCUCCCCACCGACCCGUCGGAUCCCUCCUCUGCCGCCCCAUGCUGUCUCGGUGUCGAUGAAGCUGGCCGUGGUCCCGUUCUCGGCCCCAUGGUGUACGGCGUCUUCUUCCUCCCUAUUACUCUGUCUGAUUCACUCCUUCGCGAGACCCAUCACUUUGACGACUCCAAAGUUCUCACGCCCGCUGUCAGAUCUGAUCUCAUGCGCAAGCUGUGCACGCCUGGUUCUGACCUCCAUGACUCCUGCGGUUGGGCGACGGCCUCACUUUCGGCGAGAGACAUUGGCGCGAACAUGUUCCGCCCCACGAAUGCUUACAACCUCAAUGCGCAAGCCAUGGAUGCCACGGUCGAUCUUAUAAAAGCCGUGUAUGCGCUUGGCGUCAACAUCCAAGAGAUCUACGUCGACACCAUCGGACAGCCUGCAGCAUAUCAAGCCAAACUACAGCGUGUGUUCCCUACAGCAAAGAUUACUGUUGCCAAGAAGGCAGAUAGUCUUUACCCCUGUGUUAGCGCUGCGUCGGUGUGCGCAAAGGUCACUCGCGAUGCUGCGCUGGAGGUGCUCUUCGAAGCGAGGGGGGACGCAGAGGAAACCGGUGGUGAAGGAAUGGCUUGGGGCUCGGGCUACCCAUCUGAUGGACGCUGCGUCGGCUGGAUGAAGGGCAAUAUGCACCCUGUGUUUGGUUGGGGGCCGGAGUGUCGCUUCAGCUGGGGCACGGCAAAGGAUAUGCUUGAGGGCAAGGGAAAUGGCGUCAAGGUUGAGUGGCCGCUGGAAGAUGAUGGCGAGACGAGUAGAGUUACUGAUUUCUUCGUGUCUGGAGAUAAUGAUAAGGAGUCAUCAGAGUUGGGCAAUUGGUUUGGUACACCUGCGGGCUUGGAAGCGUUUUAG